Molecule: messenger RNA, 771 nt
Organism: Schistocerca serialis cubense
Lineage: Eukaryota; Metazoa; Arthropoda; Insecta; Orthoptera; Acrididae
Product: YLP motif-containing protein 1-like
Exons: 2
Coding region: 1-771 (256 amino acids)
Source: RefSeq, a predicted model, not a curated record
AUGGAUACUCAUGUUCUUCAAAGCCAGCCCGCCCAGAAGGUCGCGUUUAAAGACUCUUCCACGGUUCGUGUGGGUAAUAAACUUGUUCGCAAUAAGCCACCCACCCAGCCCUCUGCUAUGCGACCCAAGCAUAAUUCAAACGCUGUAAAAAGUGAUGUACAGACUGCAAGUGCAGCGGGAGUUGUUGUUCCACCCGCCCAACCCACGAUUUGUCAUUUGGUCCGCGGCGGGUUCCAGCCGCGCCUUCCGACUUCGCUGCCGCCCCCAGGGCAGCAGCAGCAGCAGCCGUCGCCGCUACCACGCCGACAGCCCGUCCCGUUGAUGCCUCCCGCGCAGCUUCAUCUGGGAGCGCCCCAGGUGGUCGCUCCGGCGCCUGCGGUCCCUCUUCAGUCGCCACCGCCUUCGGAGCUGAUGGACGUCGACCCCUCAGCCGGGCCGCCUUCUCAAGCGGUGGCUGUGCAGCCUGUCCUGCAGCCGCUUUCCUUGGGCACCCCCAAGGAGUCUGACACCGCAGCGCCUUGGCCGGCGCCCACUCAGCAGCCGUCGACGCAGCGUCAGGAGACGCUGCCUCUCUUCGUGGGUCCCGACGCCCCGUCGCGUCCAGUACCAGAAGCUGCGCCCGUGGUCACAGGCGUGCACCCUGACCUCGGUUUUCAGUCGGUGUUUCCCGAGGCCCCGCGCAGCCAAUGCUGGGGUGCGGACCGGGGACUGCCACCGACAACAGUCUCCGCCCCGGUCCGCGAUUUGGGGGGGAGGAGUGUUAUAUCCUAG